This is a messenger RNA of Colletotrichum scovillei, 2370 nucleotides long. Its product is annotated as integral peroxisomal membrane peroxin. The record is from RefSeq and is a predicted model, not a curated record. Gene Ontology annotation, biological process: peroxisome organization. Gene Ontology annotation, cellular component: peroxisomal membrane. The coding region runs from base 833 to 2350 and encodes 505 amino acids. Lineage: Eukaryota; Fungi; Ascomycota; Sordariomycetes; Glomerellales; Glomerellaceae. The transcript has 2 exons.
CUACCUCGGACAACUUCCUCGCCGUCUAUCCAGAUCUCUUGGAUAUUCCGACUUCUUAUUGGUCAGCCACAGCUAACGGAUAUCGAGUUCUCUGGCUCUUGGGUCUUCCUUUUGGACAAUCAGCCAGCAGGGUUUGGAGGAACGGAUGCGGGAAUUCGUGGUCGUACGGGCAGAGACGCACACCAACAACUUAGCUCAUUGCCGCUGGAUCGUAGACAAUGUGGGCAAGCUCCAGUGGGUUUUCCAUUCCUGCAAGACGAGGCCAUUUCCAAUGUGCGUUCUGGUACAGGGUAGUGGUAGGGAAGGGAUGGGGGCCAUGGAUGACAUUUGCCGUGUGGCAGAAGCUUACUGGAGCAUGUGAUGUCCAACCACUGCAAUUCGGCUGCUACGGGCUCUGCAGUCUGCGGUCUGCUGGCAUCGGACCCAGUUCCCCAUGCUGCGGCCCAAAUCACAUGCAGUGGAGGCUUGCAGCUUGAGGGGAGCUUCCGCCGGUCCAGCCGGGCAGCUCCAAUGACAUUCCCCAUGCACCAAUCCACAUCGUAACCUCAACGUCUCACACAGCUACACAGCUUCCGGAAAUUCUAGACAAACUUAGCUCAAGCGCAUCUGAGCUAUCUGCACAGAAGACAAACACAGAUCGCGUUACCAUCCGUCUCAUCAUCCCCUUACUUUUACAGCGAACCGCACGCGCACCCACACUGCCAGGCGGCUGUCCGCCAAACGAUGACGUGACCUCCCUUCAACGACCACCGAUCCACCAUCAAACGAAACAACCGCCGGCGCAUCCUCUGCCACAACUACCACCACACACCCGGCGCAGAAGGUACAGACCAUGGACGAGUAUACGGCCGACCUCUUCAUAUCUCGCGACGAUGCCUCGGAUCAUCAGCCCCAUUCGCAGCCGCCUCCGACUGUAGUGGUCGACGAGUGGCCUCACGAUUCCGACAUCAGCGAGGGCACCCCGUCCAAGAAGUCCCCCUCCGGCCUGCGCUCGCGCAUCGCGAAUAACCUCAGCAAAAAGACGAGUAUCCAAGAUCGUCUAGUCGAGAGGCUCCUUCAACAGGUCAUUCCCGAGAGCUCUGAUGGCCUCACAAGCGGCGGCGACGACCCCCUCGCCCCGGGCUUCUCCCCGGACAAGACGAGCACCUUUUCCGAGCGGCCCAACUUCAACAUCACUACAAUGUCCAACAAUUUUCGCCGCUUCAACGCCCGCAUCGGCGUCGUCUUCAAGUUCCAGGCCCGCGUCGUCCGCCUCCUCAGCUGGCGCCGCCCAACACACACCCUAUCCCUCCUCGCCGUCUACACAUUUGUCUGUCUGGACCCGUACCUCUUAACCGUCGUGCCCCUCGCCGGCUUCCUCCUCGCUGUCUUCAUCCCUUCCUUCCUCGCCCGCCACCCGGCUCCGCCCUCCGGCACCCUAUCCUCAGAGCAAUCCGUCGGCUACUCCCCAAAAGGUCCGCCCCUCGCCCCGGCCCGGACGGUGAAGCCCGUCAAGGAGCUCAGCAAGGACUUCUUUCGUAACAUGCGCGACCUCCAAAACUCAAUGGACGACUUCUGCGUCGCCCACGACGGCGUCGUCGCCACCGUCCUCCCCAUCACAAACUUCUCCAACGAGGCCCUCUCCUCGGCCCUCUUCCUCGCCCUCACCCUCACCACGGUCCUCAUGACCACCUUCGCCUCCCUCCUCCCCUGGCGCCUCAUCGCCCUCCUCGCAGGCUGGGCCGCCAUCCUCUCAGGCCACCCGGCCAUCGCCCCUCUCCUGACGCACACCCACGACACCCACGUCGCGCCUCACGAGGCCCAAGCCCGCUCCAGCGUCGACGCCUGGAUCGCGGGCGACAUCAUCCUCGACUCGGCGCCCGAGACGCGCGAGGUCGAGAUUUUCGAGCUCCAGCGCGCGUCCCACGACGAGUGGGAGCCCUGGCUCUUCUCCCCCUCCCCCUACGACCCGCUCUCCCAGCCCCGCAUCGCCGGCGAUCGGCCCCGCGGCACGCGCUUCUUCGAGGACGUGCUACCGCCCGACGGGUGGGUUUGGUCCGAGAAGAAGUGGGCGCUGGAUCUGUGGAGCAGGGAGUGGGUAGAGGAGCGCAUCAUCACGGGCGUCGAGGUCGAGACGGAGGGGGAGAGGUGGGUUUAUGACAUGUUUGAUGAGAAUAGUGCUGCUGGUGGCGGCUUCGGGGGCCCGGUGGACUCGUCGCCGACAACGAUGGGAAAAGGGAAGGCGAGAGUUCCUAGCGCGCCGCUGUCGGGAUGGGAGGAAGGGGAGGACGGGACGGGAAAGAGGGGGGAGUGGAGGCGGCGGAGGUGGGUUAGGCUUGUCAAGAGGCGGGCUACGAUGAGUACUGCUUGAGGGGGGUCAGAUGAAGGGAU